CCAGAAUAUACAAAUGAACAAAUUGCAAUUGCUGCAUUUGAACAGUGGUUAUUUACGGAUCUUAGUUUAUCAACUUAUCCAGCUUAUCAUUUAUCGGAACUUUCACUGGGAAGAAGCAUCAUAUCACAUCGAAUAGUUUUGCAGGUUGUCUCAAUUUUUGAUAUUGGAAACUCUUUGCACAGUCAAUAUAGGAAUCUUACUAAAAAAUGGGCUGAUAAUUCUGAUUUUGAAGCCCAUAAUGAAGACAGCAAUAAAUUCGAUGUAAAACCUCAACGUAUGUUUUUAAUGGAAGUUUCUGAUGGCAGUGUUUACCUUAAAGCUAUUGAAUAUCGAUAUAUGACGCAGUUAUCUCUUUUUAUUCAUCCUGGUUGUAAAAUAUUUUUACGCGAUGAUGUUGUUUAUCGUAAUGGUAUACUUUACUUAACAGAUUGCAACUGUACCGUACUUGGAGGUGAUGAUGAAAUGCUUAUGAAAUCGCAUAGUCCAAUAGAGGUUAUAUCAAAACGUUUAAAAAUUUUUCUAAAACCAGCGAAUACGAAAGCAAAUGCAUUAGCAUUGCAAUCAAAAGAAUCGGAAUCGGAAGGUAUUUUGGCAUUUUCAAUAUAA
Dracunculus medinensis (Guinea worm) is the source of this 606-nucleotide messenger RNA. The record is from the annotation of a GenBank genome assembly. NCBI's taxonomy places the organism in Eukaryota, Metazoa, Nematoda, Chromadorea, Rhabditida, Dracunculidae.